This is a messenger RNA of Coregonus clupeaformis (lake whitefish), 2097 nucleotides long. RefSeq lists its product as uncharacterized. The record is from RefSeq and is a predicted model, not a curated record. The transcript is spliced from 2 exons. Bases 300 to 1184 code for a protein of 294 amino acids. NCBI's taxonomy places the organism in Eukaryota, Metazoa, Chordata, Actinopteri, Salmoniformes, Salmonidae.
AGAUAGAUGAAAAGGGUUCCAUAUGCCCUAAGAGGGGUUCUUCAGAACCUUUAAAAAAAAAAAGGCUUCUAAAAGUGUUUGUGGGUGAAAGCCAGAAUAAUCGUUUUUUUCUAAGAGUGCAUUUUCCCACUCCAAAUUAAAUCCGCCUCACUCACUACAUCAGUUGACCAACCACCCACGUAACCAUUAUUUACUAUAUAGGCCAAAUGCGGAGCUGCUGUGAGUAAAUCCAAAGAGAUUGGAGAAGCCUGGCUGUGAUUGGACACUGUUAUGUCCUUGUUGAUCUCCUAGCUGGACACAUGCUUGUCAUGCCCUCAUUUGCAAGUAUUGUACACCCUGACACGAGAGUGAUAAUCGCUCUGAUUGUCGCUCCACUCUGCGCUCCAAGCCCAGCCUUUCAGCCCAGCAUCAUGCGGAUGUUACUGGAUAGCGGUUGGAUGAAGUUCGGGCCAGCGGGCAGAGGUAGCCUUGACUGGGUCCCUGGAUCUGGGCCGUCGCCGCUCCCCUCUCUCGACAAACAUGCUCAGGGUGACCACUGGAAUGAGUUGACCCCCAGUGAGGACAUCAUGAGCAAAGAGUUCAUCCUUUACAUAGUCGUAGCAACAACUUCCCUCCUUUUCAUCAGCCUCGUUGGCUUCCUGGUCUACAGGAGGUGCUCUACCAGCAAGUUGGCUCUGACCAACAUCAUCGCCCUGGACCUGGAGGAGCUCCAAGAUCUGCAGGACCUCCAGGACGCAGAGAGCAGCACUGACUUCCUGUCCUCACUGGCCUUGCGCAGAGACCAGAUGCCCAGCUGCAGCUCUGAGACGGAUAUGUCUGAUGGAGUCUUCCUCAUGGUCUACCUGCCAACGCCCUAUGAGGAGACCCUCACUAAGUUAGCCCGGGCUGCUAGCAUCCGAAGCUCCAAAGGUGUGGAUCGAUCUGUUAGUGUCCGAAGCUCCAGAGGUGUUGAUAGAGCUGAAGGCACUAGAACCAGAGGUUUGAAUCGAGCUGCCACUGUCAGAAACUCCAGAGAUGUGGAUCCCCCUAAGAUAGACCGAUCUGCCUCUGUCAGAAGCUCCAGAGGUGUGGAUGGAGCUGCCAGCAUCAAUAGCGCCAAAGGCGUGGAUCCAUCUGCUUGUCAAGGGAGGACAGAUGAAACCCGGACAGAUGAAGACCCAGUGAAGGAACAGUCCAAGGACUAAGGGCAGGAUUCAAUCAGAUAGCUCCUUUCUGGCUAUGCACCAUUUUAAGCAAACGUUACCGCGGUCGCGGAUAUCGCAUUCAACGCAGAUCUUCCGCGGUCCGGAUUCAAUCCUGGCCAGUAUCAAAAUAACAAUAUUUGUUUGUGAGAGGACGAAGGAGCAUGCAUCUCUGGAUCUUCAUUCCUUCAUUUCUUGCUGCCAGAAACUGAAACCAUAGAGCAGCUUCUCUUUGUGAUUGUAAAAUGUACCUUUGUAGCCUGGUGAAACAGUCUGUUUGUGCUCUUGCUAACUCCUCUCUGUAUUCCUUCAUUGUCAUACUAAACAAGUAUGGCAUAACAGAAGAGUUGGCAACAGCACAUACAGUAUGAGACCAGGAUUCCUCCUAGGCUAUGUGUCGUACAGUAUAUUGUGCAGUUUUUCAUGCUAUAGUGUUAAGCAAUGCAUGGAGGUCACUGGUCAGAAUUACUCAGAAUAAGCCGAUCAAGAUGAUUCUGUUACUGUAUGUGUUUGAUACUAUUUAACACCUGUCAGAGGAUCUUUGAUAGUUGCAGAACUGUCUAUAAAGCUAUUUAUUCUGUCAUUUGGUAAUGUUUAAAAAAGGAUAGAGAAUAGCUUGCUAUUCUUAAUUAUGGUUUGAUUAUUCAUAUCAUUAUUAUAAGACUAUAUUAUUCAUAAUGUAAUUACUCCCUUCCUGGACUGCACAUAGUAAGCUGUAUAGUAUAUAUAUAAUAAUGAUCAAGGAAAAUGAAAUACCAAAUGUAAAUAUGAGUGGUCUAUUUCAGAUAUUUCUUUAAAUGUUUUUCAUUAACUGAACUGAGGAAAGUAAGUGAAAUUUGAUAGUCCAACUAUAAAAAUGUAUCAAGUACCAUGUACAAUUAAUUGUAAACACAUUAAAGUCUAUUUUGUCAUCUAA